Clonostachys byssicola is the source of this 579-nucleotide messenger RNA. NCBI's taxonomy places the organism in Eukaryota, Fungi, Ascomycota, Sordariomycetes, Hypocreales, Bionectriaceae. The record is from the annotation of a GenBank genome assembly.
AUGACCAUUCAGCUCAUGCGAAACUCCAGCGGUAAUGACGCCAUCGUUCAACUAGGAUUUGACCAGAUCACGCGAGCCAUGGUUGAUGCUUUCUUUGAAGAAGUUUACCCAUGCUCAGUGUUUGGCUUCCUACGCAAGAAUCCUUUCUACGAAUCUUUCGAGAAUGGAUAUGUCUCUCGAGGUCUUUUAUUGUCCUUGUGUUCCUUGAGCGUUAAAUAUGUGCUCCCAAAGCACGAGGAGCAGUCUCGAAGAUGGAGUGCUGAAGCCAAGUCACAUGCUCACAGAGAUAUAGAAAGUGGCCAGGUGACGGCAUCAACAUUAGGUUCGCUCAUCUUGUGUUUCCACCAGGAGUUAUUCAAUCGAAUAUUUGGCGCUGCUUGGAUGACUUCCGGGGUGGCGAUAAGGUUAGCUUUUGCAUUACGAUUCAACUUAACCCCCAACACUGCUCCCCCUGGAACCCUCCCUAUGGCCUGGGCGGAUGGAGAGUCACGCCGACGAAUGAUGUGGGCAGUAUACGCCAUGGACAUAGUACUCCAAUGUACCAAGAUCUUCUUUACGAAUCCAACUUCCAUGCGAUGA